Messenger RNA from Halichondria panicea, 1172 nucleotides. RefSeq names its product procathepsin L-like. NCBI's taxonomy places the organism in Eukaryota, Metazoa, Porifera, Demospongiae, Suberitida, Halichondriidae. The transcript is spliced from 2 exons. The record is from RefSeq and is a predicted model, not a curated record. Gene Ontology annotation, cellular component: lysosome. Gene Ontology annotation, biological process: positive regulation of apoptotic signaling pathway; immune response; positive regulation of peptidase activity. Gene Ontology annotation, molecular function: cysteine-type endopeptidase activity; cysteine-type endopeptidase activator activity involved in apoptotic process. The coding region runs from base 99 to 1061 and encodes 320 amino acids.
AAUCUAUCCUACAUAACCAGACACCAACUGGGAGCUUGCUUAUUGCACAUUUUUCUCUUGUCUUAUCUCUGACUGAUUGUGUGUGAGCUCGUUCAACAAUGAAGACACUUAUACUUCUUGCUUUGGUUGCUUUUGCAGUUGCUGAUGUGGAGUGGGACUCCUGGAAACAGACCUUCCAAAGAGACUACAAAGAUGAUGUUGAGGAGCUCAACAGAUACAACAUCUGGCAGGACAACAAGAAGAUAGUCGAGGAGCACAACGCCGCUGGCAAGCACAGCUUCACUCUCGGUAUGAACCAAUUCGCUGAUCUCAAGAACGAGGAGUUUGUGUCAAUGAUGAACGGGUACAAAUCCGGCCCCCGCUCUAACAGCACAAAGAUCUUCAAGUCUGAUCCCAACUUCAAGCCCGAGGCUGACACUGUUGACUGGAGGGCAAAGGGCUAUGUGACAGGAAUCAAGAACCAAGGCCAGUGCGGAUCUUGCUGGGCCUUUAGCACCACCGGAUCUCUGGAGGGACAACACUUCCACAAGAGUGGCACAUUGGUCUCCCUCAGCGAGCAAAACCUUGUCGAUUGCUCGGGCAGUUAUGGCGACAACGGCUGCAAAGGUGGCCUCAUGGACAAUGCCUUCAGGUACAUCAAGGCAAAUGGCGGAAUCGAUACGGAAGAGAGCUACCCCUACAGAGCUCACGAUGAGAGGUGCACGUUCAAAUCUAGCAAUGUUGGCGCAACUCUCUCUAGUUACGUUGAUGUUGCACACAAGGACGAGGAUGCUCUGAUGAAGGCCUCUACAGACAUUGGCCCGAUCUCGGUUGCUAUUGAUGCCAGCCACCAGAGCUACCAGCUCUACCACAGUGGAGUCUACUAUGAGCGAGAGUGCUCUUCGACCAAAUUGGACCAUGGAGUUCUGGUUGUCGGCUACGGAACCGAUGGUGGUUCAGACUACUGGAUCGUGAAGAACAGCUGGGGCACGAGCUGGGGAAUGGAAGGAUACAUCCACAUGGCCAGGAACAGGGACAACAACUGCGGUAUCGCUACACAGGCCAGCUACCCCGUCGUCUAACUUGCUAGACUACUAGUGGACAUUUUAGUGAUUUUUGAGUGUGUACUGCUUGUGUGUGUGUGUAUAAUUAUUAUGAAUGUAUGUACCACAUGAGAAAACAUUGAACAAUGA